Cornus florida is the source of this 2221-nucleotide messenger RNA. Its product is annotated as transcription factor bHLH90. The record is from RefSeq and is a predicted model, not a curated record. The coding region runs from base 394 to 1875 and encodes 493 amino acids. NCBI's taxonomy places the organism in Eukaryota, Viridiplantae, Streptophyta, Magnoliopsida, Cornales, Cornaceae. Gene Ontology annotation, molecular function: sequence-specific DNA binding; protein dimerization activity; DNA-binding transcription factor activity. The transcript has 8 exons. Gene Ontology annotation, cellular component: nucleus. Gene Ontology annotation, biological process: regulation of DNA-templated transcription.
AAUUUGAAAGAGUUAAAUAGUUUUUCAAAACGAACAUUUAUUUUGAGCGGAGGGAAUAAUUAUUUUUUAUUAUUUUUUUAAAUUUUUUAUUUUAACAAACAAAGGACAUAUGACAGUCCUUCUUGGAAGGCUGUAGAAAUAGUCCUUGACCUUCUCAUAUCACCAUAUCAUAUAUUUGUAUGUAUGUAUAUAGAUAUAUAUAGAGAGAGAGAGAGGGAGAGAGACUGUAGAGAGAGAGGGUAUCGGAUUCCUCUGACACAAAUUGUAAAGUCGGUUAGGCUUGUCUUCCAGACGUGCUUCAAUGUUUCACAAAAGGGGAAUUAAUUUGAAAGGCCAUUUAGAAAGGUCACAACUAGUCUCUCUGACAGAGGUUUGUUCGAAGGGUAGGAGACAAUGAGAGAUUUGGAAAGAGCAGUGGAGUGGCUUAGACCACUUGUGGAGACCAAAGGAUGGGACUACUGUGUUGUUUGGAAAUUAGGAGAUGACCCUUCAAGAUUCAUUGAGUGGAUGGGUGGUUGUUGUGCUGGUUGUUAUGGUCACAAUUUCAAUUUGAAAAAGGAAAGUGGAGAAGAGCAACAUUCACUAAACUUGUGCAAAGAUUUUCAUAUCCAGCAUCCUAUAAGAACAAAGGCUUGUGAAGCACUUGCCCUACUUCCUUCUUCCAUGCCCUUGUACUCCGGGAUUCAUGGAGAGGUAGUACUAUCAACUCAACCAAUCUGGUUUGGCCAUGGCAAGCAUGAUACAACUGGAACCCAAGUUUUCAUCCCUGUUGUUGAUGGUCUAAUUGAGCUCUUUAGCGCGAAACAUAUAGCCAAAGAUCAGAAGAUAAUAGAGUUUGUUAAGGAUCAGUAUAAGCAUUGUUCGGGACAAGAAGUCAUGACAGCACAAAGCAAUAACAGUGUGACCAUCAAUGAACAACCACCACUUGAUCCAUUGCUUAAUAAAAACUUGAACAAUUCACCAGUUGCUCUUGACAAUUUGAAGUUCAUUCCUAGGCUACAACUUCUUCCCCCAAUAGCACAUCCCAUCACUUAUCCCCACUUAGACGGAUCUGGUUCAAUUCCUACACAUGACCACCUGUUGUUUAGUUCAGGUUCCAUUCAUAUCCCACAAAGGGUUUCAUUGUUUGAAUCAAUCGGAAAAUAUCCCGGAUCCAAAAAUCCUAAUUGCAGGGAAAAUUUGUCAAAAAAGCGCGAAAUUCAUUUCAUUUUGGGGCAUGCCAAUCAUGUGGUUGAGGAACACAAUUUGAAGCCCAAGCAGAGGACAGAAAGGGACCAAUAUCAGUCAAAGAAUCUUGAUGCAGAAAGAAAUAGGAGGAACCGGAUUAAAGAUGGUCUCUUUACUCUACGCGCUCUAGUCCCCAAGAUAUCAAAGAUGGAUAGAGCUUCCAUACUGGGAGAUGCAGCUGAAUAUAUAGAGGAAUUGCAGCAUAUGGUGAAGGCACUUCAUGAUGAGCUCAAGGAAAUGGAAGACGAGGAAUGUAAUAAGAACAAUGUUGAAGAGAAGAUGCCAAAAGCGAAUGAGGUACAUGAUGGCAACAAAAAUUCACCGUGUAAUGAGCACAACCAAGAGUCCUCUACUGCAGAUGAAAAGAAACAAACAGAGGUGCAACUGGAGGUAAACCAGAUUGGAACAAAAGAUUUCUUGCUCAAGUUCACCUGCAAGCAAAAGCGAGGAAUCUUUGCAAGGUUGAUGGAGGCUAUGAAUUCUUUAGGUUUCCAAGUACUUGAUGCCAAUGUUACCACAAUUAACGGCAAGGUCUUGAACAUUCUAAGGGUAGAGGCAAACAAGACAGAGGUUCAACCAAAGAGCUUGAAAGAUUCAUUGAUCCGGCUAACAAGUCAGACAUGCCAAACAGUUGAUGGGAGUCUAUGAAGAAAAGAAGCUUAGAGGACAUUAUAAUCUGCCAAUGGAAAAAGAAAACAAAAAACGAAAAGCAAAGAGAAAAAAAAAAAAAAAAGGGAGGGUAAUAUAGAGGAUUUGUUUUUUGUUGAGAAAAUGGAAGGCUUACUUUGGAAAGUCAAGAGAUUUCGGAUACUUGUAUUUUCACUUCAUGUUGUAUAUAUAGGUUAGGUAAUUUUCCCCUCAUGCAUUGAUUUUUAAUCCUUCUCAAGUAGCCACUAGAUUUAUAUAUAUAUAUAUAUAUAUAUGUUACCACAAACAACUGCAAUUUUACUGUGACCUUUUAGUCUCUAAAUUCAUAUAGUUGAACUAUGGAUUU